UUCAUCCAAAAGGGCCAUCAAUAAAGUCUCGUGGAAACCGCCACCACCUCCAUUGCCGUCUCCUCAACCUUCGCCACCAAGUAAUCGCUCAAGACCGCCUGGAAUUCCAUUCCCAUGGACGCCAAGAAGUCCCCGGGUUCUCCGUCCGCCGCGGUGGCGAGGCUGAGGAUCGCCGGGGCGUGGUCGGGGGUCCUGGAGGUCGAGCUGGAGGCGUGGACGCUCCCGAUGCUCCGCGCCGAGGUGGCGCGGCGAUCGGGCGGCUCUCCCGACUGCAUCAACCUGAUCUGCGGCGGAAAAGUGCUCAAGGACGGCGAGGAGGUCCGUCCCCUCUCCCAAUUGGGACUCAAGAACAACUCCAAGGUGCUCGCGAGCGUUGUCUCGCGCGAUCGGGGGAAGGCCCUCAAUGAAGAGGCGGCCGCCGAGGCCGAGCGCAGCAAGAAACUCGCCAGAAUCCGUGAUGCUGCUAAGGCAUUGGCUGAGAGGCAUGCAGAUGGUUCACUACCAGUGGAAGACUACAAUAUAGAACUUGAAGAUCAGAAUGGUCAGAAAGUGGUCUUUAAUUCUGAGUCUGAUAGACGGGCAAUCAUGAUGGGUCUGAUGCUCCAUGCAAAUGCUAAAAGUCUUAUUAAAAAGCAAAUAUUUAAGGAUGCAUUGGAUGUGCUAUAUAUCGCUGAGGAGGCUUUCUCUCUCUGUGAUCCUAAAUUUGUAGAGAUGAUUGACAAUGUGCCUAUACUUCAACUAGAUAUAGUAUGGUGUUACUUCAUGCUUCAGGACAUCUCAUGUCUAUCAAUGGCAGGAAUACGCCUGGAAAAGGCUAGAAAAGGGUUUGAACAUUCACAUGGUAAAGAUUCCACUAGGUUUAGACUCCUCCAGGCUGGUCGCUAUGCAGAGCUUGCCAUAUAUGUGAGACUAGAACUCCUUGAAGGGGUGGUGGCUUAUCACAGUGGUCAUUUUGAAAAAGCCCGUAAAGCUCUGAGCUCUGCACAAGCUAAAUAUGUUCAGCUUCAAGUGUCAGAUGAAGCUUUAUCAUUGUUGAUGGGCAUGGGCUACAAAGAGCGGGAAGCAAAAAGGGCAUUAAGAAUGACUGGUCAAGAUAUUCAGGCAGCAGUUGAUUUCUUGGUUGAGGAGCGGGCAAGGGUAGCUCGCAGGAGAGAGGACGAUAUUCAGCGACAACAACAGAUCAUGGAACAGAAGAGAUACGGUAGAACUCCUCAGAACAAGGCUGUCAAUCUGAACAAGUUGAAUGAGCUGGUCUCUAUUGGGUUUGAGAGAUACCUUUCUGCAGAGGCUCUUCGGUUGAAUGAAAACAACAUGGAAAAAGCACUAGAUCUCUUGACAGAUCCUGAAAGAAAUUGUGUCCUACAGAGUCAACUUGAGUCGAGGAAAAAGUCGAAGGUAUCAAGACCAACAGCUGCAAAUAUGCUAUUACGGUCCAGACAAUCAGCAGUUUCAGGGAACAACCAGCAAGUUGAUAGCAAUCCACCUACACAUGAUCAAGUAGGCCCCUCAGGAGCUGCUGCUGACAAUCAUAUGGAUGAGAGAGAUGAAGUUGGUCAACUGGAUGCUGGAGAAGAAGAAAAAUAUGAGAUUGAGAGAGAUGAAGCUAUGGAAGGUGAAAUCGCAAAAGAAUUGACUGGAGAUCCAUUAGCUGACUAUGACAUUGAAGUAGCAAAAGAAGGAGAGGCCUUAGAAGAGUACUUUGCCCUUCUUGAUUCAAAUGCUAAUGCAUCAAGUGCUCCUAUAGACCAUUAGCUUGAGGCCUUUUCUUUUCCAAUCUAGUGCAUAAAUAAUGCUACUGUAGUUAGGAUUUAUCUAAUGUAUAUUCUGCUAUAGCAGCAUUUCAGAUUUCGGUUAUUGGAACUUAUGUUUAUAGCUUGGAAAUUACAUGGAGUCAUCUGUGAUUAUCUUGGGCUACAAUGCAACAUGGGGCUUUGAUUA
Phoenix dactylifera (date palm) is the source of this 1938-nucleotide messenger RNA. RefSeq names its product ubiquitin-associated (UBA)/TS-N domain-containing protein (gene NUB1). The record is from RefSeq and is a predicted model, not a curated record. Gene Ontology annotation, molecular function: protein binding. Gene Ontology annotation, biological process: regulation of ubiquitin-dependent protein catabolic process. NCBI's taxonomy places the organism in Eukaryota, Viridiplantae, Streptophyta, Magnoliopsida, Arecales, Arecaceae.